Messenger RNA from Capsicum annuum, 2296 nucleotides. Its product is annotated as DNA repair protein RAD51 homolog 4. The coding region runs from base 683 to 1918 and encodes 411 amino acids. Lineage: Eukaryota; Viridiplantae; Streptophyta; Magnoliopsida; Solanales; Solanaceae. Gene Ontology annotation, molecular function: ATP-dependent DNA damage sensor activity; single-stranded DNA binding; four-way junction DNA binding. Gene Ontology annotation, cellular component: Rad51B-Rad51C-Rad51D-XRCC2 complex; centrosome; replication fork. The record is from RefSeq and is a predicted model, not a curated record. Gene Ontology annotation, biological process: reciprocal meiotic recombination; double-strand break repair via homologous recombination; DNA strand invasion. The transcript has 10 exons.
UGAAAAUUAAAUCAAUUAGGUCUGAUAGAGGUGGAGGGUACUUAAAGUCAGAUUUUAUUGAUUUUUGUGAAAAAAAAGGCAUUGAAAAACAAUUGAUCAUGUCCUAUAUACCACAACAAAAUGGUGUAGCAGAAAGAAAAAAUAGGACUUUCAUAGAAAUGAUUAAUUCUAUACUUUAUGGAUCUGGUAUGUCUGAAAAUCUAUGGACUGAAGCCUUACUUUUAGCAUGUCAUAUUUUAAAUAGAAUUACUUCCAGAAAUCAUGAUGCAUCUCCAUAUGACUUUGGAAUAAUCGAAAGCCAAAUAUAAAUUAUUUUAAAGUAUGGGGUUGCUUGGCUUAUGUUCGAUUACCAGAUCAACAUUUAACUAAGAUUGGCUAUGAAGGAGUAGAUUGUCUGUUUAUUGGUUAUUCACAAACCAGUAAGGCUUAUAGAUUUUUAAAUCUUAAGAACCCAAGUCCUCGCACAAUUAUUGAAUAUUUACAUGCUAACUUUUUUUAGCAUAUACUUCCCAAGAAAAAAAAUUCUUUUGAACAAGAUGCAAGUUCUUCUAUUUCUUCUCUUAAAAGAAAAAUAGUUGAGGCAUUGGAAGAAAGUCAACCAAGACGUAGUUCAAGAUCAACCAAACCAAAGGACUUUGGAUCUGAUUUGGUUGAAAAGGAUCCUGAAAGUUAUGUUGAAGCUAUGUCUUCACAUGAUGCUCCUUUUUGGCGUGAAGCCAUCGAUGAUGAAAUACACUCUAUACUGUCUAAUAAUACAUGGAUAUUAUCAGAUCUUCCUCCUGGAUGUAAACCAAUUGGUUGCCGAUGGAUUUUUAGGAAGAAAAUGAAAUCCGAUGGUACUUUAGAUAAGUACAAAGCCCGCUUGGUAGAUAAAGGCUUUACUCAAUUGAAAGAUAUUGAUUAUUUUGAUACUUUUGCACCUGUAGCUUGGAUGACCUCCAUUCAUCUCUUGAUUGCUUUAGCAACAAUUCAUGGUCUUGUGAUUCAUCAGAUGGAUGUGAAGACUGCAUUCCUGAACGGAAAUUUGGAUGAAGAAGUCUUCAUGAAACAACCAGAAGGAUUUGUCAUUCCUGGUCAAGAACGUAAAGUUUUUGAAGAUUUUCUUCUGCAUGAUCUAUAUGUGCUAGUGAUUUCAACUGAGCAGCAUCACAAUUCUGAGAGACUGAAGGAGGGCAUCACUCAAGUUCUUACUAUCAUUAACAAGCAGCAUCAACCAUGGGUAGAUGGUCAGGAUUUGUUGGAUGAUGCUCUACAGAAUAAGCGAUUCUUACCUACUGGAUGCAAAAGCAUAGAUACAUUUCUUCUUGGUGGAUUAAGAGAGGGAUAUCUAACGGAGCUAGUUGGCACAUCAUCCUCUGGUAAAACACAAAUUUGCUUACAAGCUGCUUCAGCUGUUGCAAAAAGCUGGGGCAAAAUCGUUUUCUUGGACUCUGGAAAUUCUUUCUCUCCAAAACGUGUUUCUCAAAUUAUCACUCAGACAUCAGAUCUAUCUGCCUAUGAGGUGGACAAGGGCCUUCAACAAGUAAUGAACAACAUAGUAUGUUUGUCAGUGUUUGACAUUUUUACACUGUUUGAAGUGCUUCAUCAGCUAAAGAACAAUCUCAGAUCUCAGAUAGAUCAGCACAUAAGAAUGGUUAUCAUUGAUUCAAUAUCGUCACUCAUUACUCCAAUUCUUGGAGGAGGUGGUGCACAUGGACAUGCUUUAAUGGUUUCAGUUGGAUUUUUAUUAAAACGCUUGGCGCAUGAACAUGAUAUCUCCAUUUUGGUCACCAAUCACAUGGUGGUUGGUGAGGGAGGUACUUCCAAGCCAGCACUUGGAGAGAGUUGGAGGAGCAUCCCGCAUGUUAGACUUCUGCUAUCCAGAGGCCACAUUAGGAAUAUCAGCAGCAUGUCAGUACUAAGACACCCACACAUGUGAGUGUUUCAUCCAGGCUACUGGAGAUAGAGUGGAGUUCGAGUUGCAAUGACAUCAGCCUUAUAAUGCCUGAGAUUUUUAUCAAGGUAUCAACUUGAUGCCGCUGCACUGUGGAGAUGAUACUAGACUUACAUUCUUUUACUUUUAUAUAUGUUACGUUCUGGUUCGUUUUUGUAAUAUCUAUCUGAGAACACUUGGACUACUGUAAUACUAAUAAUAUUGUGGCAUUUACUGUUUUAAUCAAAUUUUGACAAACCUAUCUACUGCACUUGCAAACAUUUAGGCGGUGUUGAGCCACACGCCUUGUUAAAGGAAAAAAAAAUAACUAACGCCAUCUGUUAACAGCUACAUAAGGCGUGGAUUGUCCCACAUCUUUACUCA